Peromyscus maniculatus bairdii (prairie deer mouse) is the source of this 3441-nucleotide messenger RNA. The record is from RefSeq and is a predicted model, not a curated record. NCBI's taxonomy places the organism in Eukaryota, Metazoa, Chordata, Mammalia, Rodentia, Cricetidae.
CAAGCAGAAAAUCCCAGACCUUUUAUUGCGACGAGGAGGAGCUAAAAGAUCCUGACAGGACUGGCAAGGUUGCGGCCCCUCCCUCAGGGACUUCCUGCUGUCACGACUGGGGAUUAGCCGAGAGAGCUCUUGGGGAGAAAGCCGGAUUCUGCCAGGCUCUGCUGAAUGGGCCACAUCCUUGUGUUUGGGACACAUGAUUUUUUGAGAGUCCCUAUGCUGAGGCUGUGCUUUCUUAUCAGUUUGUUGUGCUUGGCGAAAUCAGACACGGAUGAAGCAUGCCCAUCCUUCACCAGACUGAGCUUCCACAGUGCCGUGGUUGGUACAGGAUUAAAUGUGAGACUGAUGCUCUACACGCAGAGAAACCAGAUCUGUGCACAACUCAUCAAUUCCACAGCUCUGGGGAGCUUAAAUGUGACCAAGACAACCACCUUCAUCAUCCAUGGCUUCCGGCCAACAGGCUCCCCUCCAGUCUGGAUGGAAGAGUUGGUACAGAGUUUGCUCAAUGUACAAGAGAUGAACGUGGUGGUAGUUGACUGGAAUCGAGGAGCGACGACCGUGAUAUACACCCACGCCUCAGGCAAGACCAGAAAAGUAGCUCUUAUUUUGAAGGAAUUUAUCGACGAGAUGUUGGCCAAAGGAGCUUCUCUGGACAACAUUUAUAUGAUUGGAGUGAGUCUAGGAGCACACAUAUCUGGAUUUGUUGGAGAAAUGUACGCUGGGAAGCUGGGGAGAAUCACAGGUCUUGACCCUGCGGGCCCUUUGUUCAACGGGAAACCUGCCGAGGACAGAUUAGAUCCCAGCGAUGCACAGUUCGUGGACGUCAUCCACUCUGACACUGAUGCGCUGGGCUACAAGGAACCGCUAGGACACAUAGACUUCUACCCGAAUGGAGGACUGGAUCAACCGGGCUGCCCAAAGACAAUAUUUGGAGGCAUGAAAUACUUCAAGUGUGACCACCAGAUGUCCGUGUUCCUGUACAUCGCAUCCCUGCAAAACAACUGUUCCAUCAGUGCCUACCCCUGCGACUCCUAUCGGGACUAUAGGAACGGCAAGUGUGUCAGCUGUGGCGUUGGACAAGCAGUGCCCUGUCCCCUCCUGGGCUACUUUGCCGACAAUUGGAAAGACUAUUUACUGGACAAAGACCCUCCGAUGACGAAGGCAUUCUUCGACACAGCUGAGAAAAAACCAUUCUGCAUGUAUCAUUACUUUGUGGACAUUGUGUCUUGGAACAAGAACGUAAGAAGAGGGUUCAUCACAAUCAAACUGAGAGGCGAAGAUGGAAAUGUCACAGAAUCCAAAAUUGAUCACGAACCAUCAACGUUUCAGAAAUACCAUCAAGUGAGUCUACUUGCAAGAUUUAAUCAAGACCUGGAUAAAGUGGCAGAAAUGUCCUUGUUGUUCUCCACAGGGUCUGUAGUAGGUCCAAAAUACAAGCUCAGGGUCCUGCGAAUGAAGCUGAGGUCCCUGGCCCAUCCAGACAGGCCUCACUUGUGUCGCUAUGAUCUUGUCCUCAUGGAAAAUGUUGAGACGUUCUUCCGACCUAUUCUGUGCUCAAAGUAGCUCCUGUCAGGACGCAAGGACAACGGUGACACCAGGAUCUCUACAGCUACAGGCCUUUCGUGCCUCACUCUACUUCACCCUGAAGGCUCUAAAAGCACGGGAAAAAAAAAAAAGCCCAAGGUUAUUUUCGGCAGUAUCCCACGGAUGUCACAUCACAAAAUGUCAAACGACCUGUGAUUAUGAAACAGCACCAGGAGGAGAGCCCCUAACUAGGGCAAGACAGAAAUAACUGGGCUCCCGGCAGCAGAGCGCGCUUCGUCAGCCACGUCCUGGGGCCUCGCGUGUCCCUAACUGUCAGCUCUGCUGCCUGUCACAUCACACCCUCAGGGCCAGGGGUCAGCCAUGUUGGGAGUGAAGGACGGAGGCUUCGCUGGGUUUCUGUGCACCCACCCGAUCCUCCACCACCCUGGCAUGAAGAGGAGAACAAGUCGGACUACCUCAUGGGAAGUGUGGGUUGGGAAGGCCAGUCUGGGAAGGCUUUGUGAAAUCCCUUGAGUCCAUAAUGUGAAUGUGCUUCUAUUUCGAUAUGGCUUAGCUCUCAUGUGUAGAUGCGCAACCUGUCCUUCUCAGCACCAACUUCCCUGCUGACUCCGGAGUGCCAAGGAGGCUCCGGCUUCCAGCCUUUUCUGAAGUGAUGCUGAUGGCCAGAGACAGUGGGAUGGGCUCAAGGCCCUGAGGUCUGUGCUGAGACCAGGGACUAAGUGGAAGGAAGAAGGAGGAGAAACAGGAGCAGCAUCACUCAUGGACUGGGCAGAGAGAGAGUCUGGAGAGAAUCGGGCUUGCUUUCACUGAAGUUGCCAAAGUGUCGGUUACAGGAUAGAUUUUCUGUUCUGGGAUCGAGCGUGUUAGGUGCUGUGAGCCGCCUUCUCAGCCCCAGACAACAUUAUUUAAAGCAACCCUUAAGAAUGUUUUUUUUUCCUGCCUACUCAUUAAUCCAUAAUUAUGCUAGGAAAUUCUUUAAGGUGCUGAGAUGGAAAAUAAAAAUAAACUGUGCACAAUCCCACCGACGCUAACCUUUUGACACGACGCUCUAACUCAUGGGGCUAAUGCGAAUGCGAAGCGUAGCCCAGUUCUUGGUGCAUGAAACCUUCAGGAAGUCUUCCGAGGCCUCCCUGGAGGCUGAAGCAACCUCUGAGUAUUUCUGAAUGACAGCUGCAGCCAAGUCAAGAGGUCCCAGAGGGCCAGGGACAGAGAAGGUAAAAUGACAGUCAGACAGAGGGUCCAGAUGCCUGGUGUGAAGAUGGCUACUCCCCACCCCACGGCCGUGACCACUCCGGGAAGGUGUCACAGGCCCAGGAUACAUCUCUUCAUCAAACCGCCCCGGCUGCUGUAAAGAAAUGGACACCAUGAGCCAAUGGGUCCAAAUCUACAUGGUUUUAGUGUCCUUUCCUGUUGCUAUGAUAAAAUACCCUGACAAAAAUAACUUCAAGGGGGAAGGGGUUGUUUUAGCUCACAGUCCAAGGGCCCAGUCCACUGUGGCCGGGACGUCAAGGUAGAAGAGCUUGGAGACAGCUGGUCGUCACAGCCACAAUCAGGAAACAGGGUGAUGAAUGCAGGCUUGCUAGUAUUCAGCUCCAUUCCUCGACACAUUUAAGGAAUUAUUACAUUUUAUUAGUUUACUUUGUGUGUGUAUUUCUGUGUGCACACACGUAUACGUGUGGAAGGCAGAAGACAACUUGUGGGAGUGAGUUCUCUCCUUCCAAUGCGUGGGUCCCAGGAAUCUGGUCAUCAGGCUUAGAGGCAAGCACAUUCGCCAACUAAGCCAUCUCCCUGGAGCAGUUUCUCAGCUCUACACAGUCCAGAUCCCCUGCUAAGGAAUGGUGCCACCUACAGUGGGCAGGUCUCUUCGUCUCAAUAAAAGACAUGCCCAGAGCUGCAUUA